Molecule: messenger RNA, 4106 nt
Organism: Purpureocillium takamizusanense
Lineage: Eukaryota; Fungi; Ascomycota; Sordariomycetes; Hypocreales; Ophiocordycipitaceae
Exons: 3
Coding region: 388-3750 (1120 amino acids)
Biological process (GO): calcium ion transmembrane transport; intracellular calcium ion homeostasis
Cellular component (GO): endomembrane system; membrane
Molecular function (GO): calcium:proton antiporter activity
Source: RefSeq, a predicted model, not a curated record
CAUUUGAGCCGGUGGCUUCCCUCUCCACCUCACCUGCCCACCACGCCAACUCACCUCGUCGCCGCCGCUUCCUACCUUACUCUCUACAUUUGCUCAACCCUCUCCAACCAGCGACGACCUCAACGCGCCACUUCCCGCCCGUCAAGGGCAGCAGGGCCAGAGCAGCCGCGCAUCGCAGAGCACGCUUGACUCCUGUCGCGCCGCGUGCCUCAGCCUUGGUACCUCAGGUGCUCCGACGGCGCUGCCUCCGUCGCUCGCGUUCUGCCGCGCUGACCGACAACAAACGCCUGACCGCUCCCCAACCGCGCAACGUCACAAAGCUGGCGUCCCAUCGAGCAUACGCUCCUCCAUCUUUGGGCGUCGACCUCGCCGCCCGGCCUGGACAUCAUGGACCCCUCGCACAACGAGGGCGCGCCUGGUGGCCAUCGACCCAGCGAGGCAUCGGAUGUCACGUCACCCACGGACACCCGCUUCCCCAACCCACAGUCUGAGCCUUCUGCUCGCCGUGAUUCCGAGGGCCUCUCCGAGAGCUAUCAGUCCACCGACACCGUGCGACGGCGAUCCGAAGCCACCGGCUAUGGAUCCAUACAGUCUUCGGCCACGGCCAGCGCCACGCGGAGCCCUGCCGACUCGUCACAGCAACGCACCUUUGCAUCGCAAACCCGGCCCGGCGCGCCCUUGUCGGGCGACCGCGUCAAGUCGCUGACGCGACUACGAAAGCCGCAGCUGAGUCGACGCACCUCGUCCAACACACCGCACCGCGGCGAAGUGUUCUCGGCCGACGACGACACGCACGAAGUAGAGGCGGAUGCCGCAGUCAAUCGCUCCCGGCGCCGACCACCGCCGCCGCCAAGCAGUUUGCCUCGCUUGCAGUCAUAUCGUGGCGACGACGAAGAGGGCGACGCAGAACAGCGAGGCGUGCCAACCACGACCGCCGAAGAAGACGAGGACGAGAGCCGCGACCACCACGAUGAAGAACUCCCCCUGGAGGAGCACGUUGACUGCGAUUCGGACGGCGACAUCAGUGAAGCCGAGAGCUUUACCCUCAAAGAUAGACAGCAGGCAAUUAACCAGACACAUCCAUUCGGCAUUCGAGUGUGGAAGCCUGCUCUGUACAAGAAGGAUCGAUCAAUUCAGAAGUUCGCACAGGCAGAUAUUCACUCGACACCCGGCGGUCACGUGAGCAGUUGGCUACUUCUGUUCAACCUGCUAUGGACGCUGUGCUUUGGCUGGUGGAUGGCCUGUCUUGCGGCGUUCGGCGCCAUCUUUUGCCUCUUAUUCGCUGCCGCUGCGAGUGGUAGAGAGUACGGCAGGGUCCUCUGGGGCCUAGCCGGCUAUCUCUUCUAUCCUUUUGGCAAGUUCGUCCGGCUCGAAAAGGACGAGGCCUAUAUCGACGAGGAUGGCGACGAAGGCCGCAGCAUUUCCGAGUACGAGCAGUGGCAAAGCGGCGACCUCGAAGUCGGACGACUCUUUUUCGGCCCUCCGGACCGCAACCGAUCCAUUGUUGGCCGCUCUCGGCGCAGCAUCGAUUCGGACCCCAGUGAGACGGACAGCCUCUUGGGGCGCGGACGACGAGGAGAGUCUGGGGAUGGGCAACCUCGCCUGAAGCGAAGGCUGUUCGGUCGUGGCGAGUGGAAUAUCGGCCGGGUCAUCUUCUUCACCUUCUUCUACUGCCUCAUUUCGCCAUCACUGAUUGCCGUCUCGGCCGUCUGCUGGUUCUUGGUAUUCACCAUUCCCAUGGGAAAGGUCACGAUCCUCUUGUUCGAUCACCUAAGGCGGCAUCCGCUGGCGCUCUCCUUUGAGUCUCACGUCAAGUACACGCGCGAUAAUGACGCCCCGGACUCGUCGAUCCUGCUCUGCACCUACCGUGCGGUGGGAUCCAAGUACUGGAAGUAUACCAUUGACGGCACCAACAUCUUCCUUAUCAACCUGAUGGCUGUAGUCAUGUUUGUCAUCUUCGACUGGCUUGUGCUGCAGCGCGUCCUCCACCUGGACAACUUAAUCACCUCCCCGGCGUUUCUCUUCACAGCCGGACUGCUGUCCAUUAUACCCCUGGCAUACUUCAUUGGCCAGGCAGUGGCAUCUAUUUCGGCUCAGUCCUCCAUGGGUCUUGGUGCCGCCAUCAACGCCUUCUUCGCCACUGUGGUCGAGGUGUUCCUCUAUUGCGUCGCGCUCAGCCAAGGAAAGGGUCAGCUCGUUGAGGGCAGCAUCGUCGGCAGCAUCUUUGCUGGCAUCUUGUUUCUGCCCGGCAUUUCGAUGUGUUUCGGUGCGAUUAAGAGGAAGACGCAGCGCUUCAACGCCAGGUCUGCAGGUGUGACGUCUACGAUGCUUCUCUUUGCCACAGUAGGUGCAUUUGGCCCGACUCUGUUUUACCAGAUUUACGGCACCCACGAGCUCAACUGCCUCGAUUGCGAAGACGGCCCCGGCGGCUCGAAUAGCCAGGGAGACUCGCGUGACUGUCGUCGCUGCUACUUUUCCCAGACGCCGGCGCUCGAUGACCGCUUCUACCUCGAAGCAGUCCGUCCAUACUGCUACCUCGCCGCCUUUAUGCUUUUCUUCGCGUACCUAAUCGGUCUUUGGUUUACACUCAGAACCCACGCAGCCGUCAUCUGGAACGCCGAGAUUGAGGAAAAGAAGCACGAGGAGCAGCUCCAUGCUUCGCUCCUGAGAGCCUCGCAACCCUCAGCCGCAGAGACGACAGGCACGGAUAUUCGCGACUCCCACCUGUACAAGCGCAUCCUGGGCCAGUCUCUCAAGCAGGUCGGGCUGCAGCCAAAUGACGACGCCUCUCGCCAAGGUUCGGUUGCGAACCAGGACGCCGCGCCAAAUGGCAUGUCCUCUACUCCGCAUGUGGUACCUCCGAAGACAAACGACUCGGUUCGCUCGGGCAUUCAUGUUCCUGGCCUGAGUCACGCCGACAACACUGUCCUCGCCCGAGAAGUGGCGGAGAUCGCCGCGGCCGCCGCCACCAUUGCCUCACGGGACCGGUUGGCAGCGGUGCGCAAAGUAUCAGCCAUUUCGGGCUCGGCCGGAGGCACGACCAGACACGCACCCCGCGCGGCGGCGUUCCCGGAUGGCGGGGACCCGGCCGUCGCCGUCGCAGAGACGGCAACGGCUCACGCGGGCGGUCAUGGCCAUGACGCGCCGAACUGGGGCCGAACAAAGAGCUCCGUUAUCCUUCUGGGUGCGACCAUUUUGUACGCCGUGAUUGCCGAGAUCUUGGUCGACACCGUGGACGUUGUUCUGGAGAGCUUUGCGAUUGAUCAAAAGUUCCUUGGUAUUACGUUGUUUGCUCUGGUUCCCAACACGACCGAGUUCCUGAACGCCAUUUCUUUCGCCAUGAACGGCAACAUCGCCCUGUCCAUGGAGAUUGGCUCCGCCUACGCGCUGCAAGUGUGUAUGCUGCAGAUUCCGUGCCUGGUGCUCUUCUCUGCCGUCUACCCCAACAUCCCUGAGGGUGGCGAGCCGGGCAUGUACACGUUCUCCCUGCUGUUCCCGCAGUGGGACAUGGUGACGGUGAUACUGUGCGUGUUUCUGCUCAGCUACGUGUACGGCGAGGGCAAGAGCAACUACUUCAAGGGCAGCAUUCUGAUGCUGACGUAUCUGGUGGUGGUGAUUGGGUACUUUUUUAGCGGCUACACGUCGGACGUGAUGGGCCUGGAGCGCUUCGAUGUGAUGGGCUCGAACGGCCAGUACCAGAGCUACAAGACGAUUGGGAGAUCGACGAGGGGACAGGCGUUCCGGGCCUAAUGGGGUGGUGUAUGGGCGGUAUUAAUCGAUAAAGGGUUGUAUUCUGGCGGAGAAAAAAUAGGUACCAAGGUGUAGGCGGGCGCAGAAAGAAGGCGCUGGGGGCUUCCCUUGCUGUAUUUCCAUUGGCAGACCAUGCCCAAAGACAGGGUGAUUGACUAGCAUUUGCGGCACGUCAAAAGGUGGAUCACCUUCCUGCUCAUUGCUUGGGUUGGUAUCGUGGGGUGUGUGUGGAGGAGUGUAUGAGCACAACGGCUGCGAACAACACAAGCGUGCAGAUUGGGACCGGGGGUGCGUUGAAAGGCGCCCGUGUGGCACUGACAGCCCCGUUGGGGAGGUUUCCAAAUUUGGCGUUGCAG